This is a messenger RNA of Penicillium cataractarum, 2364 nucleotides long. Its product is annotated as SPX domain protein. Lineage: Eukaryota; Fungi; Ascomycota; Eurotiomycetes; Eurotiales; Aspergillaceae. Gene Ontology annotation, cellular component: fungal-type vacuole membrane; vacuolar transporter chaperone complex. The transcript has 3 exons. The coding region runs from base 1 to 2364 and encodes 787 amino acids. The record is from RefSeq and is a predicted model, not a curated record.
AUGAGGUUCGGAAAGACGCUGCGGCAUGCAGUGUACCCGCCCUGGAAGGGCAAGUACAUUGACUACUCCAAGCUGAAGUCGCUCCUGCGCGAGAAUGAUGUCACCGGUGAGGACGCCAGUGACUCGGACGAUGGCCAAUGGACCGAGCAAGACGAAGAGGCCUUUGUGCAGGAACUUCUCAACGUCCAGCUUGACAAGGUCAAUGCCUUCCAAUCAGAGACCUCGCAGCAGCUCCGGGAGCGUACCACGGCGUGCGAGGCCAAGCUCCGGCCGUUGGCACCGACCGCGGACCAGGAAACUUCGGAUCUUGAGGACCAAGAGAAGCGCACAAUUGCCUCGGAAGUCCUGCAAGAGCUUGACAACAUCACCAAAGAAGUCAGUGAGCUCGAAAAGUACAGCCGUAUCAACUUCACGGGCUUCCUCAAGGCUGCCAAGAAGCACGACCGCAAGCGUGGUGCCCGUUAUCGCGUCAAGCCCCUGCUGCAGGUGCGCCUGUCUCAAACACCCUUCAACUCCGAGGACUACUCCCCGCUGGUUCACCGUCUGUCGGUGAUGUACUCGUUCGUGCGCGAGACCCUGAGCCAGGACAUCGUGCAACCAAAGGAGCCGGAACGUGGGUUCGGACGUGAUUUGUAUUCGUCCUACAAGUUCUGGGUGCACGUCGACAACGUCCUCGAGGUUAAGACCUUUAUCCUUCGCCGUCUGCCCGUGCUGAUCUAUAACCCCGGAAGCUCAAAACAUUUGGACGGUCUGUCCGACGAUCCAACCAUCACCUCCCUCUACUUCGACAACCCCCAAUUUGACCUCUAUAACCAAAAGGUCGCUCGUGCCUCUGAAGCCGGCUCUUUGAGGCUGCGGUGGACUGGACAGCUCAAGGACAAGCCGCCUAUUUUCUUGGAGAAAAAGAUCGUGGCCGAGGACGAUAGCAGCCGUGAAAUCAGAGUCCAGCUCAAGGAGAAGCACAUCAAGGAGUUCCUGGAUGAUGAAUACCAUCUGGACAAGCAAGUCCACCGGAUGGAAGAUUUGAAUGACGGCGAGGGCUCUACCGAGGCUCAAACCCUAAAGAACAACGUGGAAGAGUUGCAGUCCUUCAUCAAGGAGCACAACCUGCAGCCUAUGCUGCGAGCCAACUACACCCGCACUGCAUUCCAAAUCCCCGGCGACAAUCGCAUUCGAAUCUCGCUUGACACUAAUCUCGCCUUGAUUCGCGAGGAUUCCCUCGAUAGCGAGCGUCCUUGCCGUGAGCCUUCCGAAUGGCAUCGCACUGAUCUUGACGAUGCCUGCAUGUCCUACCCCUUCGAUGCUAUUCGCACUGGAGAGAUUGUUCGCUUCCCCCACGCUUUGCUGGAGAUCAAGCUGCGCGGAAAGGCCCACGAUGCUGAGUGGGUCAAUGACUUGAUGUCCUCUCACUUGGUCAAGGAUGCACCCCGCUUCUCCAAGUUUGUCCAUGGUACGGCCCAGCUCUUCGAGGACCACGUUAACAGCUUCCCCUUCUGGCUGAGUGAGCUGGAAAACGAUAUCCGUCGUGACCCGGAGACUGCGUUCCACGAGGAACAAGAACGUCUGGCUAAGCGUGCCGAGGACGAAAUGGCCGUUGGCAGUUUAAUCGGCGGCGCAGGCAGCCCCAGUGGCCCACUGUCUGCAUCUCCCUUCAGCCGGUGGGGUGAGUCGGGCAGCCGCUCUGCGAUGCGUCGUGCCUCUGGCAUCAGCGAAACCAAAAUUCAAACUCAACGCCGGAUUUCUGUCGUUGCGCCUCGCCCGCGUCGUGAGCCCGAGCCUGUUGCUGAGCCCGUAGAGGAAGCUCAGGAAGCUCAGGAACCUCCGUCUCGCUUUGCCGCAGUUCUUCAGUCGAUGGGUAUCAACCCAAAGAACUGGACUGGUCGGGAGGUCGUCUCCCUCCCCCCGGACUCGGGUCCCGUUCGCGUGGAAAGCAAGGUUUGGCUCGCCAACCAGCGUACAUUCAUCAAGUGGCUGCACAUAAGCAUCCUCCUGUCUAGUUUGUCCCUGGGUCUGUACAAUUCUGCUGGCAAGCACAACCGGAUCGCUCAUGCUCUGGCUAUUGUCUACACCUUCUUUGCUCUGUUCUCUGCCGCUUGGGGCUGGUACAUGUACGAGAAGCGCUCUCGGCUUAUUCGCCAGCGCAGCGGAAAGGACCUUGACAACAUGUUCGGUCCGAUCGUCGUUUGCAUUGGUCUGGCUAUUGCGCUAGUCCUCAACUUUGCCUUUAAGUACAAGGCCGUGUUGCAGCAGGGUUAUGACAAUGGUGUCCCGGUGCAUUCCAACUCCACCGUCAUCGGUGGCGUGCACGCUGCCUCUUUCCCAGACGGUGCCGCCCACUUGCUGAAGCAGCAGCAGGUGCUGUAA